AUGACUGUAUUUUUAUAUUUAUGGGUAUUACUUACUUUAAUGAUGCAGGCACUUGUUAUUAAGAAACCAUUAUGCAAAAUUCAAGACCAAUUUAUUUUAAAUGGCUUAUACAAAGAAGGAGAUAUUAUUUUAGGUGCAACAUUUGAAAUAAGCUUUAAAACAGUAGCUCCAGAACUGUCCUUUACAUCUAAACCCCACCAAUGGAAAUGUGGAAGCCCUGAUUAUCAAGUUUUUCAGUGGGCACAGACAAUGGCCUUUGCAAUUGAAGAAAUAAACAAGAAUAAAUCACUUCUCUCCAAUAUUACUUUAGGUUACAGAAUAUAUGAUAAUUGUGUGAAUUUGCCUGUGGCUUUGAGAGCUGCUGUAUCUCUGCUAGGGGGUCUGGAUGACAGCAUCUCUGAUUACAGCUGUGAAGGACUCCCCCCAAUUGUGGCUUUUGUUGGAGAUCCGACUUCAUCAAGUUCCAUUGCAAUAUCAAGGAUACUUGGGCUUUUCCGAGUCCCUAUGGUCAGCUACUUUGCCACAUGUUUGUGCCUAAGUAAUAAAAAAGAGUACCCCUCAUUCUUUCGGACAAUCCCAAGUGAUGCCUUUCAAGUGACAGCCAUGAUGGAAAUUAUUAAACAUUUUAAGUGGACAUGGGUGGGUCUUAUUGCAAGUGAUGAUGACUAUGGUCAGUAUGCAAUGAGGAACUUCAAUGAAGAAAUGAAGGCAAUAGGAUGUCUUGCCUUUUCAGAGACAAUCCCUAAAAUCAUGACAAAGGAAAAGCUUCUUCGUAUUGUCAGUGUUAUCAAGGAAUCCACUGCAAAAAUCAUAGUGGCUUUUUCAACAGGAUUAGAAAUGUCUUUAUUAAUGAAAGAAAUGAUUCAUCAGAACAUCACUGACAGGCAGUGGAUUGCAAGUGAAGGGUGGAGCACCUCCACGUUAUUAGCUGCCAGGGAUAACUUCAAUAUUUUGGGAGGAACCUUGGGCAUUGCAGUCCACAGUGGACAGAUGAAAGGGCUGACAAAUUUUCUUCUUCAAGUACGCCCUGAUUUGGACCCUAAUAACAAUUUAGUUAUGCAAUUUUGGGAAACAAUGUUUGCAUGCAAAUUUGUUGAAAGUGGUAUUAAUGAGAGUGGCUCUAUAAUACCUAACAGUAAAAAGUGCACUGGUUUAGAAAGCCUUGAGGGCACUGACACGGCCUAUAGCGAUGUUUCCAACUCACGAAUUUCUUAUAAUAUUUAUAAAGCAGUAUACUCCUUGGCCCAUGCACUUCAUAAUUUAAUGGCUUGUGAACAUGGAAAAGGACCAUUUGAAAAUAAAAGUUGUGCCAACAUUGCCAGUCUUCAGCCUUGGCAGCUUUUACACUAUUUAAAGAAUGUUGAUUUCAUUAAUCAGUUAGGAGAAAGAGUGGCUUUUGAUGAAAAUGGUGAUGCUCUUGCCAUCUAUGACAUUGUGAACUGGCAACUUGACAACAGUGGAACUGUUAAUAUUAAAACAAUUGGCGUUUUUGACAAAGCUGCAACUUUGGGCAAGGAGCUAUAUCUUCAGGAAAACUCUAUGUUUUGGAAGUUUGACAAUGGAAGAUGUCCACAGUCGAUAUGUAGUGCAAGCUGUUUACCAGGUACCAGAAAAGCAAUAAGGAAAGGACAGCCAGUUUGCUGUUUUGAUUGUAUACCAUGUGCAAAUGGAGAAAUAAGCAUGCAAAAUGAUUCCAUCGAGUGUCUUCAAUGCUCUGACGAUUAUUGGUCAAACCCCGAAAAAACGUGGUGUGUGCUAAAAGAAGUUGAAUUCCUGUCGUAUGAAGACUCCAUGGGAAUCGCUUUGACAACACUUUCUUUAUCAGGAACUUGUCUAUCCAUUUGUGUGUUGACAACUUUCAUCUAUUACCGAAACACACCUGUUGUGAAAGCAAACAAUUCCGAACUCAGCUUCCUCUUACUCAUAUCUUUAACACUAUGCUUUGUUUGUGCAUUAUGUUUUAUUGGAAAGCCAUCCCAUGUCACCUGUAUGCUCAGACAUGUAAUGUUUGGGAUCAGCUUUGUUUUGUGCAUUUCUUGCAUUCUUGUGAAAACAAUUGUUGUAAUAAUGGCAUUUAAGGCUACACUGCCUGGUAACAACAUUAUGAAGUGGUUUGGUGCUGCCCAGCAGAGAGGUACAGUUUUCUUCUUUACAUUUAUUCAGUCUUUAAUAUGUAUAAUAUGGUUGUCUACAGCCCCACCCUUUCCGGCUAGAAAUUCUAAGUAUAUCAAUACAAAAAUUAUUCUGGAAUGUGACAUUGGGUCUUUGACAGGCUUUAGCUGCCUCCUGGGGUACAUUGGACUUUUGGCUUGCAUUUGUUUUUUACUGGCUUUCCUUGCAAGAAAUCUGCCAGACACUUUCAAUGAAGCCAGAUUCAUUACUUUCAGCAUGCUUAUAUUCUGUGCAGUCUGGAUAACAUUCAUUCCAGCCUAUAUUAGUUCACCAGGAAAAUAUACAGUAGCUGUGGAAAUAUUUGCUAUCUUAGCAUCAAGCUUUGGAGUGCUAUUGUCAAUAUUUGCUCCAAAAUGUUACAUCAUCCUACUUAAACCAGAAAAAAAUAACAAGAGAGUUCUAAUGGGAAGAUGA
Molecule: messenger RNA, 2586 nt
Organism: Polypterus senegalus (gray bichir)
Lineage: Eukaryota; Metazoa; Chordata; Cladistia; Polypteriformes; Polypteridae
Product: extracellular calcium-sensing receptor-like
Exons: 6
Coding region: 1-2586 (861 amino acids)
Biological process (GO): G protein-coupled receptor signaling pathway
Cellular component (GO): membrane
Molecular function (GO): G protein-coupled receptor activity
Source: RefSeq, a predicted model, not a curated record